Molecule: messenger RNA, 2737 nt
Organism: Choloepus didactylus (southern two-toed sloth)
Lineage: Eukaryota; Metazoa; Chordata; Mammalia; Pilosa; Megalonychidae
Gene: FZD10
Product: frizzled class receptor 10
Exons: 1
Coding region: 16-1764 (582 amino acids)
Biological process (GO): canonical Wnt signaling pathway; non-canonical Wnt signaling pathway
Cellular component (GO): plasma membrane
Molecular function (GO): Wnt receptor activity; Wnt-protein binding
Source: RefSeq, a predicted model, not a curated record
UCCCCCGACACCACCAUGCAGCGCCCCGACCCCCGCCUGUGGCUGGUCCUGCAGGUGAUGGGUUCGUGCGCCGCCAUCAGUUCCAUGGAUAUGGAGCGUCCCGGCGACGGCAAGUGCCAGCCCAUCGAGAUCCCGAUGUGCAAGGACAUCGGCUACAACAUGACCCGCAUGCCCAACUUGAUGGGCCACGAGAACCAGCGCGAGGCCGCCAUCCAGCUGCACGAGUUCGCGCCGCUGGUGGAGUACGGCUGCCACGGCCACCUCCGCUUCUUCCUGUGCUCGCUGUACGCGCCCAUGUGCACCGAGCAAGUCUCCACCCCGAUCCCCGCCUGCCGGGUCAUGUGCGAGCAGGCCCGGCUCAAGUGCUCCCCGAUCAUGGAGCAGUUCAACUUCAAGUGGCCCGACUCGCUGGACUGCAGCAAACUCCCCAACAAGAACGACCCCAACUACCUGUGCAUGGAGGCGCCCAGCAACGGGUCGGACGAGCCCGCGCGGGGCUCGGGGCUGUUCCCGCCGCUCUUCAGGCCGCAGCGGCCCCCGGGCGCGCAGGAGCCCCUGCCCAAGGACGCGGGCCCCGGGCGCGCCGCCGCCUGCGACAACCCGGGCAAGUUCCACCACGUGGAGAAGAGCGCGUCGUGCGCGCCGCUCUGCACGCCCGGCGUGGACGUGUACUGGAGCCGCGACGACAAGCGCUUCGCCGCCGUGUGGCUGGCGGUCUGGUCCGCGCUCUGCUUCUUCUCCAGCGCCUUCACCGUGCUCACCUUCCUCAUCGACCCGGGCCGCUUCCGGUACCCCGAGCGCCCCAUCAUUUUCCUCUCCAUGUGCUACUGCGUCUACUCGGUGGGCUACAUCAUCCGCCUCUUCGCCGGCGCCGAAAGCAUCGCCUGCGACCGGGACAGCGGGCAGCUGUACGUCAUCCAGGAGGGCCUGGAGAGCACGGGCUGCACCCUCGUCUUCCUCGUGCUCUACUACUUCGGCAUGGCCAGCUCGCUGUGGUGGGUGAUCCUCACGCUCACCUGGUUCCUGGCCGCCGGCAAGAAGUGGGGCCACGAGGCCAUCGAGGCCAACAGCAGCUACUUCCACCUGGCGGCCUGGGCCAUCCCCGCCGUGAAGACCAUCUUGAUCCUCGUGAUGCGCCGCGUGGCGGGGGACGAGCUGACCGGCGUGUGCUACGUGGGCAGCCAGGACGUCACCGCGCUGGCCGGCUUCGUGCUCAUCCCGCUGGCCUGCUACCUGGUGGUGGGCACCUCCUUCAUCCUCUCGGGCUUCGUGGCGCUCUUCCACAUCCGCAGGGUGAUGAAGACGGGCGGGGAGAACACGGACAAGCUGGAGAAGCUCAUGGUGCGCAUCGGCGUCUUCUCGGUGCUCUACACGGUGCCGGCCACCUGCGUCAUCGCCUGCUACUUCUACGAGCGCCUCAACAUGGACUACUGGAGAACCCUGGCCGCGCAGCACAGGUGCCAGCUGAGCAACGAGACCAAGACUCUGGACUGCCGGAUGGGCGCCUCCAUCCCCGCCCUGGAGAUCUUCCUGGUGAAACUCUUCAUGCUCCUGGUGGUGGGCAUCACCAGCGGCGGGUGGAUUUGGACCUCCAAGACGCUGCAGUCCUGGCAGAACGUUUGCAGCCGCAGGCUGAAGAAAAAGAGCCGCGGGAAACCGGCCAGCGUCCUCACCGGCGGGGGGCUCUACAAAAAAGCCCAGCACCCCCCCAGGACCCACCUCGGGAAAUACGAGAUCCCGGCGCAGCCCCCCACCUGCGUGUGAGCGGGGCCGGGCGGGCGGCGGGGAAAACCCGCCCGGGGGGCUGCAGCGGCGGCGGAGAGAUCGGGAGCUUCCCUCGGUGCGUUGGCUGGUUGUUUUUUGUUUUUGUUUUUUUAAUAAAAAUGACAGGAAAAAAAUUUAAAAAGCUUUUAUCCUUGAAAUUCAGGAUGCUGUGAUACACUGAAAGUAAAAGAUGUACUUAAAGGUUUUGCUUUUUGGUUUUGUUCUCAGUGAAAGGAACCUCCUCAGUCAAGUGGCCUCUUGUGUAAUUAAUUUGUGGCAAAGUAGUUGAUUCAGCUCUCGGAAGAAAACUUUUGUUUAGAACCUUCCAGAAAUAUGCACUGUGCAUUUUGAGUUUUCAAAGAUGAGAGGAGAUCGCUUCUUCACAAAUUAAAGGGUCUCUGGGGGUUUCCGAGAGCGGGGCUGCUCCCUCCUUAGCCUUCCCGGGGCCUCCCUGGGGAAGGCUGCUGUGCCAGACGGCGGCUUCUGCGCCAACAGAAAGAAAGAGAACCUUGACAGUCAUCCCAGGCUCGUGCAUUUGGAGUCACUUAAAAUAGACCCAGCCCCAAACAGAAACUUCCACCACACACAACAUUUGUAAAUUCAAAGGAUGUGCAAUACAUUUUUCCCCCUUUCCAUGAAAAUGAAAAAGAGAAACAAGUAUUUUGCUGUACAUAAAGACAACAAAAGAAAUCUCCCAACAAAAGAACCCAGAGGCCCAGCCCUCAGAAACCCUUUAGUGCUACAUUUUGUGGCUUUUUAAUGGAAACCAAGCCAGUGUUAUACACGUUUGGACUGAUUUGUCGGAAGGAGGGGGAGAAGAGGGAGAGGGCUCAUUGAAAGGUACCCGGGGGGCUUAUUGACUUUCUCCAUUGUUAAACAAAUGAUUCCCAUGAAUAGAUCAAGAGGCGCCAGAGCAGCGGAGACCCACUCUGUGUGGCGCAUUCUCUCCCCCGUGCCAAGAAAGCAUGGCUCC